UCAUUUUUGAGUGCAAAGCAACGAGCGUGUAAAUUGUUGGGGUGUUGUUUACAUAUAAAAUAUUUGGAAAUCAUAUUAUUUUCUUUAAUAAAACGUAAUGUCUGCACCCUGAAUCGUGUCCUUUAACAUAAUUUCAAAGCAAUUUUCGUUGAAAAAUCGUAAGAAGAUGAAGUACUCGACGUCUCCCACACCGUCACGCAGUAACAGCUCGCUGCUCGGAAUGGCCUCGUCAUCAUCUAGGACCACAUCACCAUUGCCACCUCCGGCAAACUUCAGGAGCAGCGAUUGCCUCAGUGCGACUAGUAAAAGCUACAAAUAUCUCCGGCGGUUCGUCAAAUUCGACCAAAUGGACUUUGAAUUUGCAAUGUGGCAGAUGCUGUACCUUUUCAUAGCGCCCAAGAAAGUGUACCGGAAUGUCAACUAUAGAAAGCAAACAAAGUCUCAGUUUGCAAGAGAUGACCCUGCUUUCCUUGUCCUAUUAGUAGCAGCACUUUGUGUGACUUCAAUCGGAUUCGCAUGGGUCCUUCGACUGGGAAUAGGCCAAAGUAUCCUGUUCCUGCUGUACGUUGUAUUCGUAGACUGUAUCUUUUGCGGUAUGAUCGUCGCCACCUUGCUAUGGUUUGUGGCCAACCGAUAUCUGCGAGAAUCUACAGCAGACAUGGACGUCGAAUGGGGCUACGCAUUCGAUGUACAUCUGAAUGCUUUCUUUCCGCCUUUAAUUUUGCUGCAUUUUAUACAGCUGUUCUUUUAUCAAGCUCUGAUCAGCCACGAAUGGUUUGUUUCAACAUUCAUCGGUAAUACCAUUUGGUUGGCCGCUCUAAGUUACUAUAUUUAUAUCACCUUUUUGGGAUACAACGUUGUACCGAAUUUAAGAAACACGAGAAUAUUUCUGGUCAUGUUACCGGUGCUGUUUCUUUUCUACGUGGUAACGCUUAUCAUCGGUUGGAAUUUGAGUGUUUCAUUGAUGUAUUUUUAUCAUUAUCGCGUUCUUUAAGCAACUUUGUGGCACGGCGUACGAAUAAAUGUAUUUAUUACAUUAA
Molecule: messenger RNA, 1040 nt
Organism: Uranotaenia lowii
Lineage: Eukaryota; Metazoa; Arthropoda; Insecta; Diptera; Culicidae
Gene: Unc50
Product: protein unc-50 homolog
Exons: 3
Coding region: 167-994 (275 amino acids)
Cellular component (GO): Golgi membrane
Source: RefSeq, a predicted model, not a curated record